CGAAUAGCCAUGUCUUUCAGAAAUGUCAAUCCUGCCAAGGUCGCUACGAUCAAGCACAUCAACAACUUGAUCACUUGCCUCGUCAAUAUCAAGGAUGAGACGGGCGAGUUCCUCAUGCCUCUCGCCGAUGGCCGCAUAAUCGACACAAAAGGCUGGGAGGAUUGGGAGUGGACACAUGGAGUCGGUCUCUACGGGCUGCUGAAGUUCCACGAGAUCACCGGGGAUCAACGAGCGCUCGAUAUAGCGCUGAAGUGGUUCAAGGACAGGUUCGAGAUCGGUACCACCAAGAACGUCAAUACCAUGUCCCCAUUGCUUACUGCCGCCUAUCUGCACGAAAAAGGUGUCGCGGACUACUUCGUCCACCUCGAUUCUUGGGCGGAGUGGGUUAUGUAUGACAUGCCCCGGACCGAAGAGGGCGGCCUCCAACAUAUCACGUACCUCACCGACAACUCCCAGCAACUGUGGGAUGACACACUCAUGAUGAGCGUUCUCCCGCUGGCGAAAAUUGGCCUUGUCCUCAAUCGACCGCAUUACGUCGAAGAGGCGAAACGCCAAUUUAUCCUACACAUCAAAUACCUCCAGGACCUGAAAACGGGGCUCUGGUUCCAUGAGACGACUUUGCUUCCAGGGUGGACGUUUGACGGACACCACCAUUUUGGGAAGGCGCGCUGGGGUCGGGGUAACUGCUGGGUGACUGUCGCGAUCCCCGACUUCAUCGAGCUUCUCGGGUUGCCCGAAACCGAUGGUGUUCGCAAAUUCUUGACAACAUCUCUUGUGGCCCAGAUCGACGCCUUGGUCAAGUAUCAGAACCCUCAGACUGGCCUCUGGCACACGCUCAUAGACGACCCGUCGUCGUACUUGGAGGCAUCGGCUACGGCGGGCUUUGCGUACGGCAUCUCGAAGGCGCUGCGCCUACGGCUGAUCCCACGAGAGGAGCGCUACGUGGACACAGCAAGGAAGGCGAUGGAGGGCGUGCUCGCAAAUAUCUCGGAGGAGGGAGAGCUGAGGCAGACAUCAUUUGGUACACCGGUCUUUCAUGAUGCCAAGCAGUACAAAGAUAUACCUCUCACCACCAUGCCUUACGGCCAGAGCUUGGCUUUGUUGGCUCUCACUGAACACCUUAGGACCUUUAUCUAG
This is a messenger RNA of Dichomitus squalens LYAD-421 SS1, 1137 nucleotides long. Its product is annotated as glycoside hydrolase family 105 protein. The transcript has 6 exons. Lineage: Eukaryota; Fungi; Basidiomycota; Agaricomycetes; Polyporales; Polyporaceae. Gene Ontology annotation, biological process: carbohydrate metabolic process. Bases 10 to 1137 code for a protein of 375 amino acids. The record is from RefSeq and is a predicted model, not a curated record.